This is a messenger RNA of Xenopus laevis (African clawed frog), 1694 nucleotides long. RefSeq names its product phosphatidylinositol 4-kinase type 2 beta L homeolog (gene pi4k2b.L). Gene Ontology annotation, cellular component: cytosol; endoplasmic reticulum membrane; early endosome membrane. Gene Ontology annotation, biological process: phosphatidylinositol phosphate biosynthetic process; endosome organization; Golgi organization. NCBI's taxonomy places the organism in Eukaryota, Metazoa, Chordata, Amphibia, Anura, Pipidae. Gene Ontology annotation, molecular function: 1-phosphatidylinositol 4-kinase activity. The record is from RefSeq and is marked provisional.
GUUCAGGAGUGGGCGAUGCGGUGAGUGAGUUGCUUUCAUUGGGAAUAGAAGGGAGAUGGAGCAGAAGCAAACGACUGAGCCGAGGGACUCCCCUCCGCUGCUGGUGUUGUUGGAUCCCGCUGCUGAACAACUGGAAGUGUCCGCUCCCCAUACCCCGCUCUCUCCUCAACCUCAGUCAGCCAGAGCCGCUCCUGGGAGUGCAGUGCGCUUCUUCUGUGACAGUGCUCGGGAGGAAGAGGCCGGGGAGGAUGAGCCGUUGUUGAAGAAGCCUGGUCCGAUGUCCCCUCGAGCUGUGAGGAAGGGAAGAACUCGGCUUAGUUCGUCGUCGGACGACAGAGAAAAUAUGAGCUCGGGUCACGUUGAAAAUGGCGAAUAUAAUGUCAUUUUGAAUGACCCUGAGUUUGCCGAUAUAAUUCACCGAGCAGAGCAAGCCAUAGAGAGCGGUGUGUUUCCAGAAAGAAUCUCUCAAGGAUCCAGCGGAAGUUACUUUGUUAAAGAUCCAAAAGGGAAAAUCAUUGGCGUGUUUAAACCAAAAUCAGAGGAGCCUUAUGGGCAUCUCAAUCCCAAAUGGACCAAAUAUUUUCACAAGAUUUGCUGCCCCUGCUGCUUUGGCCGUGGAUGCCUUGUUCCUAAUCAGGGGUACCUCUCUGAGGCUGGUGCUUAUCUGGUGGAUGAAAAAUUGGGAUUAGGUGUUGUUCCGAAAACCAAGGCAGUGUGGCUUGUAAGUGAAACAUUCAACUACAGUGCAAUAGAUCGGGCAAAAUCGAGAGGCAAAAAAUAUGCUUUAGAAAAGGUGCCGAAAGUGGGUAAAAAAUUUCACCGUAUUGGACUACCUCCUAAGGUUGGCUCCUUCCAGCUCUUCGUCGACGGGUACAAAGAAGCGGACUACUGGCUAAGGAAAUUUGAAACGGACCCCUUACCUGAAAAUACCAGAAAGCAGCUUCAGUCUCCGUUUGAGAAAUUAGUGAUCCUGGAUUACGUUAUUCGAAAUACGGACCGAGGCAAUGAUAAUUGGCUAAUUAGAUAUGACAGUCAGGAUGAUGAUGAGCUUUCAGAAAAGGGAGAUAGUUUUCCUUUAAAGGAUUGGAAGGAAAUCAAAGAACCAAUAAUCAAAAUUGCUGCAAUCGACAAUGGGCUGGCAUUUCCUUUCAAACAUCCCGACGAAUGGAGGGCAUAUCCGUUCCACUGGGCUUGGCUUCCUCAAGCUAAAGUUCCUUUCAGUCAAGAAACCAGGGAUUUAAUUCUGCCACGCAUCUCUGAUAUGAAUUUCAUCCAGGAUCUUUGUGAGGAUCUUUAUGAGCUUUUUAAGACUGAUAAAGGAUUUGACAAGGAUACAUUUGAAAAACAGAUGUCUGUGAUGAGAGGACAGAUACUCAAUCUGACGCAGGCAUUAAAAGACGGCAAGACUCCUAUUCAGCUAGUGCAGAUGCCUCGAGUGGUGGUGGAGCGGAGCUACAGCGGGAGCCAAGGCAGAAUUGUGCAGAUGAGCAAUGCAUUUACACAGACUUUCCAUUGCAGAAAACCCUUCUUCUCUUCCUGGUAACGAGAAAAGCACCCGUUCUUCUCUCAACCCUGCUGAAGCUGCUCUUUUGCACAAGUACUGCAAUAAAGUGAUACCUGCUGUCAGUUGUCAACUGCCAAAAUCUCUGAGCUGUGGUACGAAUUUGUAUUCUGAAUGUAAUUAAAAAAAAAAA